GGAAACACCCUCCAGUCUACUGAAAGCAAACACUCAUCAAACAACAUUAAGAGGUCGGCCUGCGCAAAACAGCAACACCAGCAACAACAACAGCCGUCGAGUACGACGUUAAAACCGCCCAAACCUUCCCGACAGCGUCGUAAGCCCAGAGUUCUCUUUUCCCAGGCCCAGGUCUACGAGCUAGAACGUCGUUUCAAACAGCAACGCUAUUUAUCAGCCCCAGAACGGGAGCAGAUGGCGAACGUCCUGAAGCUGACACCGACCCAGGUCAAGAUCUGGUUCCAGAACAGGCGAUACAAAAACAAGAAACAACGUGAGACGAAGACCAUUGAUUUAGGGACGGCCACUGCGGUCGCGGCCGCAGCCGCAGCGGCGAGACAUCAGCAGAACAACGAUCAGUACCCACCGCGUCGUGUGGCCGUCCCGGUUCUCGUGCGGGACGGUAAACCCUGCACCGGGGCGUCCAAUCCUCCACCGUAUACAUAUUCCUGCACCAAUUUCAGCUACUCCACCGUCAACAGCGGCACACCGAAUACCCAAACGACAGCUUUCACAAAUUCCUGUAACUAUGAAUACACCACACCACAGAGCGAUCAGUAUCUCGACACGUCCAUCAACAAUAAUAGGACUUGGUGAUGAGGGCCGUUCUAUCAGUACGUAUGUCCAGUGAUAGUCUUCCAGACCCUUUUGUUAGAUGCUUUUGUAGAUACUGAUUGACUUUUGAACAAUUCCUGAAACAUUUGUGACCAUUUAAGGGCAGGAAAGUUUAUAUAAAAAAAAUAAUGCAGUAUUUACUCCAGAGAUGUGAUAGUGUCUUCGUUGAAGCUGACGUCAUUAAAGGCGAAAAUAAACACGAGCCUUCGAUAUUCCAUGUUGGUGCCUAAUUCUAGAAUAACUACUCCAGCGACAAAUGAAUGAAGUCGUGAUGCCAUCAGCAAGCAUGCUGAUGUAGUCACAAAUACUGACUUGUUGAAUGUAUCUCCAUCGGUUAGGAAUCGGUGUGGGGUAACCUAACCCUUUCUGUCAAUAUCAAUAAUAAGGAAUGCUGGCUCUGCGUCGCACGACAGAUCCAAAAAUACAGUAAAUGUAUUGAAAAUGCUCGUCAGGAGGUUUGUCUAAAAUUGGUGAAGAGCUGUUUCGUCCUAAAUUUCGGAGCUGACGAAAAAAAAUUGUUAAUAUGUCGUUUGUCCAGAGUCCAGGAUGAAACUGCUGUUUUGAUUCACCAUGCAGACUUCUUGGUUGUGCAUUGUCAUGGAGGACAUUUGACAAUACAUUUUCUAUGUUCUUGAAUCCGUCAUGCGGUGUAGAGCGAAAACUCUCUAUUGACGUGUUCUUGCCAAUCUCUAAUACCAACAUCAAAACAUUGUGGACAAUCUGGACAUUGUCCUUUUAAAAUUGAUUAAUAAUAUUCUGUCAUUCUACAACUAAUACUUCAUUUAUGUGUCAAUAGUAUUGGAAUAUGAUGUAAGCCAAAGGCCCAUGAAAUGUAUAUGUUUCACACGCAGAUUCGAGGUCAUUGAAACUCAACUUCGGUGAAAUAUCUUUAUUUUCUCGUAAGGGAAAAUGAAAAUCUGACAAGGAGCAUGAGGAGUGGAGAUCAAAUCACGAUGAUCGUGCUGACAUUCAGUCAUAUCGAUUUUUUAAACUCGCGGGAUUUCACUUUUCAACUUUCAACGCUUUUAGAUUGAUUUAACUAAUUGUUCUUUCAGUUUAUCUGGUGUUAAUCAGUUUGUGUUAGUAAAACCAAUACUCAAUUAUUAUAAGACGUUAAAGCCCCCUCACACCUGACCGAAUGGAGGCGGACGAAGGGUGACGAAUUGGAAAGAUGCAAGAAAUGCACGCGAAUUCAACGAAUUCCAAUAAAAUUUCCGUCAAAUCAUGCGUUCAGUAACUAUUGUCAAAUUUUAUCAACGAACGGUAAGCGAAGGAUAAAUAUGACGUGCGAAGUAUAUCGAUUUUUCGGUUCACCUCUUUGAGGGCUUAAACUGCAGCCAAGGGCGAGCGAAGGGUCGAUAUAACCCAACAAGAGAAACGAACAGUGGGCAAUGGUUUGAUAUGGCGUGCGAUUAGAAAUGAAGACGAGGUGGUUCUUGUUCGUUUGUGUCAUUGUGUUGCUUCGUUAAGGGUUCUUUCGAGAUCGGUCCACUUCGGCAAAAGCGCGAUGAGGGACUAUGCGCGACAAUAAAACACGAACGAUAAACGAACGAAAACCGCAGACUAAAUAAGAGAUGCGAAUUCAAACAGAUGACCAACGAUUUUUCAAUUCGUCGGGAAAUUUUAAACAUUUUCAUUUUCCUCGCGAAAUUGAAUCAUCGUAGCUGUUAGUUCAGAAGGUGUACGAACCCAAACACGAAGGGUAAAUAUGAUUUACUAUCAGUUACCACGAUUUUUCAAAAAAUGCCUUUCGCCAGCCAUCGCAAGGCAUAUUUCAGGCAAUUCGGUUAGGUGUGAGGGGGCCUUAAAAGCAACACUUGUGAACAUUUAAGGUUACGUUGUAAUUUUUAUUAUUUUCUUUUUUACUUACAAUGUUAUGAGAUAUUCCAUAGGCAUAUUCUUCGACUUAAAAAAAACACAAAAAGCAACAAUGCAGUCUGUAUAGUUAGACAAACAAACUUCUAUUAAUCCUGUACGGGAAAUUCUGUUUUUUCUCAACUUUUCACAUUACUGUAAAAUACACUAAGAGCACUGUAGGCAAUGCGACGAUGAUUAUGCCAUAUUUACUCCUGCAAUAAUUUCUUGGCGGUAGAUACAUAAGCCAUGCACUGUAUAUUUUCUCACAAAGUCGUGUGCAAUGCCAUUCAAAAUACACAGUGAAAGAAUCUUCCCUUUCUAACAAAAAUAGUUAUAUUACGUAAUCUACUUUUUUUCAAAACAAUUGUAUAUCUCGUUAAGGCAAUAAAAAGAACAUAAUUUCGCAUUCGAUCUCAGCCAUGUUCAACCAAUAGCAUGACGCAUAGGCCCUAUAUUAGGGUCCCAUCUCACAAAAAGAUGCGAUAGAUUCAAAUUAAACUCAAACAGUGAUUGAUCUGAAAUUGAAAUCGGAAUUUGAGUUUGAAUUUAAUCUGUCGUAACUCUUUGUGUGACGGGGGCCCAGGUUCCCGUCUUACAAAGAGUUGCGAUUGAUCUUAUCAAUCGUAACUCUGGAAGUCCAUUAGUGUCAUAAUUUUGUAUACAGGAAAUUUGCAAAAUGUCCUAUGUAAACAAAGGAGAACACACCAAAUUGUCAAGAAAUCAAUGAAUUUAUGGAUAUGCAUUCAUAUCUAGAAUUUUUUUUGAACAAGCAUGCAUUUUAUCUGUUGACUUUGAUGGCUUUCCAUAGUUAGAUGGGGCCCUGUACUACCGAUUGCUAGGAUUUGUGUGACGGGGUCCAAGAGUAGGGUAACUCAUCAUCUAUACUUUAGAAAAUGUCGUUUCAAAUUGAAUGAUAUUCCUUCAGCUAGAAUUUCUGUUAACAAAAUUUUUGUGUAUCGACAUAUUUUAUUUAUGGGACAAGAGAGUGUCAGACGAAGGGGAAUCUUCCAGCUGGAAGGAACACAGCGUUACACAGUGUGAUCACAGUGUGUUCACAUGGUGGACAAUGUGGAGAUAUUAUUCACACUGAUAAAAUGCUCAAUAGGGUGAAGAUAUUUUCACACUGUGAAUGCCUCGACAGUGUGACUUUUCACAGCGUGUUCACAUAGUGGACUAUGUGAAAAUAUUAUUCACACUGUUAAAAUGCUCACUUGAAUUCAGUAGUGUGAAGAUAUUUUCACACUGUGGAUAUCUCGACAGUGUGAAUAAUCACAGCGUGUUCACAUACUCGACUAUGUGAAUAUGUGGUUCACAUUGUUGAAAUGCUCAAUUUUAACAGUGUGAAGGUGAUUUCACAUUGUGUUCCACACUGUGAACAUACUGUGGGGCACUGUGUUUUUCUUACUUGUAGUGGCGCAUUACUGUUUUGUGGGUUUUUUCUUUGGGGGUUGUGUUGUUGUUUUGUUUUGUUUUUGUUUUUUGCUUGUCGAGGAGAAGAAAUUAUAUCACAAGCCUUAUGAAUAAUUGAAUCGAAGAGGAUUUUGAUAAUUCAUUUAAAAAGAACACUUCAUCAUUCAUGUGUUAUUUGAAAUUCCACAACCAUUCUUCUAAUUAUUAUAUAUAGGCCUCCAUAUAGUUCGUAAAAGUCAUUUUCCAACCUUGCCUAACUCAUUUAAUUUUGUGAUUAACAUUCUAGAUCUUCCUUAGUUCAACCCUAUUCGCACAAACAUAAAUACUUUGCACUUUUUAAAGAAGAUAUUUUAUAUCAUGAUGAAAUUAGCAAUGGGUAAAGAUGUAAGAUCAACACAUCUAAUAUAAUGGUUUAAUACAUUUUCCUUAUUGUGUGGAAUUCAGCAUAUUUUGAUAUGAGUACAGUUAGAAAAUUUGUCAUUUUCGACGCCUUUCCAAUGAAUCAAAUUAUCUUAUUUUAGAUGGUUAUGUAAAUGUGUAUAUAUAUCAUUUUGUGUGUAAUGAAAUUUGUAAAAUAAUGAUGAAUAAAACGAUCUUAAAGUGAUCUCUAAACAAAUUU
Messenger RNA from Lytechinus pictus (painted urchin), 4540 nucleotides. RefSeq names its product homeobox protein Nkx-2.5-like. Gene Ontology annotation, cellular component: nucleus. The record is from RefSeq and is a predicted model, not a curated record. Gene Ontology annotation, biological process: cell differentiation; regulation of transcription by RNA polymerase II. Gene Ontology annotation, molecular function: DNA-binding transcription factor activity, RNA polymerase II-specific; RNA polymerase II cis-regulatory region sequence-specific DNA binding. Lineage: Eukaryota; Metazoa; Echinodermata; Echinoidea; Temnopleuroida; Toxopneustidae. The transcript has 2 exons. Bases 235 to 636 code for a protein of 133 amino acids.